Plutella xylostella (diamondback moth) is the source of this 512-nucleotide messenger RNA. RefSeq lists its product as uncharacterized. The record is from RefSeq and is a predicted model, not a curated record. Lineage: Eukaryota; Metazoa; Arthropoda; Insecta; Lepidoptera; Plutellidae.
GGGAGGGGAGGUAACGUGCCAUGUGCAGUCAAAUACGAUUUACAGGCGAACUGCGGCGGUUGUUGACAUUAUAGUUACUACGAAGUUAUUUCAAAAAUGUCCCUAUCGAUCCUAGACGACACUCAUGACCCCAAUGAUCCCUAUUACUACGCCCAAAAUAUGUUGGAAGGAUUAGAUAGUGACGUUGAACUGGUAAGACCAGUUCCACAGCCGCAGAACAUUGUGAAAAAACGACUGAAGACCUCAAGGAAAAGAACGGCUAAGGAAAUGAUGACAUCAUCCUUUGUAAAAUGCAACACGAUGCGAAAGGGUAAUAGGGUCAUUAAGAUUGAGGUGUAUGAUCUCAACGAGUGCCAGGACACAACCAGUGAAAGUGCUGUAGUGAGUUGUCAGUGGGUUUGUGAAGAUCCUAUGGACGAAAUAUUGGACUUAACUGAAAAUUUAAUUAAAAAAAUAACAAAAAAAAUGUGUGAUAAUAAUUUUUAAAAAUAAUAUUUUAAGUAAUUAGGUAG